Messenger RNA from Microthlaspi erraticum, 438 nucleotides. The record is from the annotation of a GenBank genome assembly. NCBI's taxonomy places the organism in Eukaryota, Viridiplantae, Streptophyta, Magnoliopsida, Brassicales, Brassicaceae.
AUGGCUGGAGACGAUGUCGAUGCUUCAGCCAGUGGCGGUUCCGGUGGAGCUGUGGUCGGUGUUGGUGUUAUCUCGCCGUACACGUUGUCGGCGUCAGAUAAACCGGGAGCUUUGAUUACUUCCGUUCAGUUGAAUGGAGAAAAUUACAACGAAUGGGCUUUGGAGAUGCUUAACGCUCUUCAAGCUAAACGCAAGAUGGGUUUCAUUCACGGUGUUCUUCCAAAACAUGCGAGUGGUAGCCCGGAUUUGGAGAAUUGGUUAACGGUCAACUCCAUGAUCGUUGGCUGGAUUAGGUCUUUAAUAGAACCUAAAGUUCGUUCGAUUGUGUCGUAUAUCUCAGAUGCUCAUCUCCUGUGGACUGAGCUUAAGGAACAAUUCUCAGUGGGGAAUAAAGUUCGUAUACACCAAAUCAAGUCUCAACUUGCGUCAUGUAAGUAG